Miscanthus lutarioriparius is the source of this 1584-nucleotide messenger RNA. The record is from the annotation of a GenBank genome assembly. NCBI's taxonomy places the organism in Eukaryota, Viridiplantae, Streptophyta, Magnoliopsida, Poales, Poaceae.
AUGGAGAUGGCUAACAUGAAGCCAGAGGAGAUUACCCACCCUCCCAUCAUGGAUCAGCUGGCUGGAAUGGAGUACUGUGUAGACUCCAACCCAUCCUGGGGAGGGUGUAUUAUGCUGGGUUUCCAGCAUUUCAUCCUUUGCUUGGGGACGGCAGUGAUGAUCCCCACCUUGCUGGUUCCCCUCAUGGGAGGAAAUGCCCAUGACAAGGCAAUUGUGGUACAGACAGUGCUGUUUGUGACUGGCAUAAAUACACUGCUGCAAACUCUGUUUGGAACUCGCCUGCCUACGGUUAUUGGUGGAUCAUAUGCAUUUGUAAUCCCAGUCAUAUCAAUAAUCAGUGAUCCCUCGCAGAUGCAAAUUGCUGAUGACCACACAAGGUUCAAAGUAGCCAUGAGAGCCAUACAGGGGGCCCACAUAAUAUCCUCCUGCAUUCAGAUAGUGCUUGGCUACAGCCAGUUGUGGGGGUUAUGCUGCAGGUUCUUCAGCCCACUUGGGAUGGUUCCAGUUGUUGCACUAGUAGGGAUUGGCCUUUUUGAGAGAGGAUUCCCAGAGAUUGCAACCUGCGCGGAAAUCGGUCUUCCGAUGCUCGUCCUGUUUGUUGCACUUUCACAAUAUCUGAAGCAUGUACAAAUGUGCCAUUUCCCAAUAUUCGAGAGGUUCUCAGUGCUAAUCUCCAUAGCACUGGUUUGGUUAUAUGCCCAAAUCCUCACUGUCAGUGGAGCAUACAAGCAUAGUCCGGUGCUCACUCAGCUCAACUGCCGAACUGACCGUGCCAAUCUCAUCACAACUGCACCAUGGAUUAGGCUUCCAUACCCGCUGCAGUGGGGUCCGCCAACUUUCAGCGCAGACCAUUCAUUUGGUAUGAUGGCUGCUGUGGUGGUGUCCUUGAUAGAGUCUACGGCAGCAUUUCAGGCUGCUGCCUGUUUGGCAAGCGCGACGCCUCCACCGCCAUUUGUCUUGAGCAGGGGCAUUGGAUGCCAGGGAAUCGGGCUGCUGUUCGACGGGUUAUUUGGUACUGUGAGCGGCUCUACGGUCUCUGUGGAGAACGUCGGUCUCCUAGGAUCAACAAGGAUUGGCAGCAGAAGAGUAAUCCAGAUUUCUGCUAUUUUCAUGAUCUUCUUCUCCAUCCUAGGGCGAUUCGGAGCAUUGUUCGCUUCGAUUCCAUUCAUACUGUUUGCUGCCAUGUACUGUGUGUUGUUUGGCUAUGUUGGUGCUGUGGGGCUCUCCUUUAUGCAGUUCACAAACAUGAACUCGACGCGCAACCUCUUCGCCCUCGGCAUCUCACUCUACCUUGGCAUCUCCAUCCCGAACUACUUCCACCAGUUCACGACGAGCUAUCGCCGUGAACCGGUGCACACUAGAGCUGGAUGGUUCAACGACCUCAUCAACACCGUCUUCUCGUCGCCGGCCACCGUCGGGUUCAUCGUCUCGAUGGUGCUGGACAACACCCUGCAGGCGAGGAACAGAGACAGGGACUGUGGGAUGCCAUGGUGGGCGAGGUUCCGGACGUUCCGCGGCGACAGCCGGACUGUGGAGUUCUACAAUCUGCCGUUCAGUCUCAACCGCUUCUUCCCGGCUUCGUGA